Lontra canadensis (Northern American river otter) is the source of this 2590-nucleotide messenger RNA. It is a transcript of the gene RIN1, whose product is annotated as Ras and Rab interactor 1. NCBI's taxonomy places the organism in Eukaryota, Metazoa, Chordata, Mammalia, Carnivora, Mustelidae. The transcript has 10 exons. The record is from RefSeq and is a predicted model, not a curated record. Gene Ontology annotation, biological process: signal transduction; vesicle-mediated transport. Gene Ontology annotation, molecular function: small GTPase binding; guanyl-nucleotide exchange factor activity. Gene Ontology annotation, cellular component: endocytic vesicle; cytosol. Bases 120 to 2486 code for a protein of 788 amino acids.
GCGAACCGCCCUCAGGAAGUGUUACUCACCGCCGGGAAUGUGAGCGCUCCUGCCUCGGGGGCUGGAUUCUCCUCCCGAGUCCUAGGAGAAACCGGGAGAGACCCAAGGCGCUCUCAGCCAUGGAAAGCCCCCGGGAGCCAGGAGCUGGGCCUCUCGGAGCCCCCAGCCUGCCCAACUUCGCACCUGGGCGCCCGGAGAGAGAAAAGCCCGCCGAGGACCCGCCGUACGACGUGCCUGGAGCCGGCGGGCGGCCGGCGGGCGGGCCCCAGCGGCCCGGGCGCAGCGUGAGCCUGCGGGAGCGCUUGCUGCUCACGCGGCCGGUGUGGCUGCAGCUGCGGGCCAACGCCGCGGCCGCGCUGCACGUGCUGAGGACUGAGCCCCCCGGGACAUUUCUGGUGCGGAAAUCCAACACUCGCGGGUGCCAAGCCCUGUGCGUGCGGCUGCCCGAAGCCAGCGGCCCCUCCUUUGUCUCCAGCCACUACAUCCAGGAGAGACCUGAGGGCGUCUCCUUGGAGGGCUCAGAGCUCAUGUUCCCAGACCUGGUCCAGCUCAUCUGCGCCUACUGCCACAGCCGGGACAUCCUUCUCCUCCAGCUCCAGCUCCCCAGAGCCAUCUGCCAGGCAGCCACCCACAAGGAACUGGAAGCCAUCUCCCAUCUGGGCAUUGAGUUUUGGAGCUCCUCCCUCAACACCAAGGCCCAGCCGGGCCCAUCUGAAGGCCAGCUGCUGCCCCGGCUGAAGCCCCGGUCCCCACAAGAGCUGGACCAGGGCACGGGAGCCGCCCUGUGCUUCUUCAAUCCCCUGUUCCCAGGGGACCUGGGCCCCACCAAGCGGGAAAAAUUCAAGAGGAGCUUCAAAGUGCGUGUGUCCACAGAGACCUCCAGCCCUCUGUCACCACCUGCCGUGCCACCUCCCCCGGUCCCCGUGCUGCCAGGUGCAGCCCCCAGCCAGAUAGAAAGCUUCCCCCCUCACCAGCUUCUGCAAAGGGAGAGCUCAGUGGGGUACCGUGUGCCAGGGGGCCCCAGGCCCAGCCUCCCACCUCUGCCCUCCCUCCAGGAGGUAGACUGCGGCUCCCCCAGCAGUUCAGAAGAGGAGGGGGCACCGGGGUCCCACAGAAGCCCAGCGACCUCCCCUGGCCUGGGCCGCCGGCGGCCCCUGCUUCGGUCCAUGAGCGCGGCCUUCUGCUCCCUGCUGGCGCCCGAGCGGCAGGUGGGCCGGGCUGCCACAGCCCUGGUGCAGGACAGACACACGGCUGUGGGCCAGCUGGUACAGGACCUACUGACCCAGGUGCGGGCUGGCCCUGCACCCCGGGAGCUGCAGGGGGUCCGAGAGGCACUAAGCCGGGCACGGGCCAUGCUGAGCGCGGAGCUGGGCCCUGAGAAGCUGCUGCCUCCUGAGAGACUGGAACACACCUUGGAGAAGUCGCUGCAUCGCUCCGUGCUGAAGCCUCUCCGGCCCAUCCUGGCGGCCCGCCUGCGGCGCCGGCUCUCCACCAAUGGCUCCCUGGGCCGCCUGGCUGAAGGCCUGCGCCUGGCCCGGGCCCAGGGCCCUGGAGCCUUUGGGGCCCGCGUGAGCCUCCCCUCCCCGGCCGAGGUGGAGCAGGUUCGCCACAAGCUGCUGCAGCUGCUCCGGGCCUACUCGCCCAGCGCCCAGGUCAAGCGGCUCCUGCAGGCCUGCAAGCUGCUCUACACGGCCCUGAGGACCCAAGCAGGGGAGGCCGCGGGGGCAGAUGAGUUCCUUCCGCUGCUGAGCCUUGUCCUGGCCCAGUGCGACCUUCCCGAGCUGCUGCUGGAAGCUGAGUACAUGUCGGAGCUGCUGGAGCCCACCCUGCUCACCGGAGAGGGCGGGUACUACCUGACCAGCCUCUCCGCCAGCCUGGCCCUGCUGAGUGGCCUGGACCAGGCUCACACCGCGCCCUUGAGCCCCUCACAGGAGCUGCAGCGCUCCCUCAGCCUCUGGGAGCAGCGCCGCCUGCCGGCCACCCACAGCCUCCAGUGCCUCCUCCGAGUAGCCCACCAGGACCCCAGCAGUGGCUGCACCUCCAAGACCCUGGCUGUGCCUCCAGGAGCCUCGAUUGCCACCCUGAACCAGCUCUGUGCCACUAAGUUCCGAGUGACCCAGCCCGACACUUUUGGCCUCUUCCUGUACAAGGAGCAGGGCUACCACCGCCUGCCCCCUGGAGCCCUGGCCCACAAGCUCCCCGCAACCAGUUACCUUGUCUACCGCAGGGCAGAGUGGCCUGAGACCCAGGGGGCCUCGCCUGGGGCUACACCGGAGUUUGGCAGUGGGGAGCCAGAGGCAGGAGGCAGGGAGUUGGAGAAAGGGGAGGGAGAUGGGCACAUCGGGGUCAAAGCCAGUCCUGGGGAUAGCCAGGGAGAGUCUGACACCAGAGCUGAGAGGGCCAAGGCAGGGAUGGGCCAGGCCAGGGGGGCCCCUGCUCAGCCAGGGGGGCCAGAGGCUGCGGGAAGCCAGGCAGCAGAGGAGUAGCCGGAAUUGAUCAGAAGGGUCAUUUGAGACAGAAAGCUGAGCCUGCUGGGAAGGCCUCUCAGAGCCAUCAGCCCCACCCCUGCAGGCUUCCCCACCCCAGCCAC